Molecule: messenger RNA, 2657 nt
Organism: Caenorhabditis angaria
Lineage: Eukaryota; Metazoa; Nematoda; Chromadorea; Rhabditida; Rhabditidae
Source: the annotation of a GenBank genome assembly
AUGAUUCUUCUAUAUUUUCUUUCAAUUUUGGUGUAUUCAGUGAUUGGUGAAGUUGCUGAUUAUGGAGUGUUACCAGAUUUCAAAUUAACACCCUUGUAUUUAAAAGAGGACAAGUGAGUUUCUCUGAAAAAAACCCUGCAAAAAAAAACAAAUACAUAUUGUUUCAAGAGUUCUUCAACUCGACAACGCAACAUUUGAUGAUACAAUUUUCGGCGUCGAGUCCGGUCAAGCGGGUUAUCUUGUUGAGGUGAGGAGAGAUAGAUGAAAAAUGUAUUGGAUAGUUUUCCCCAACAAAAAUGUGGCCGCCAUAGCUCAGUCGGUUAGAGCGUGGGUCUAAUAAGCCCAAGGUCGCAGGUUCGACCCCUGCUGGCGGCAAAUAUUUUUGCAAAUUUAUAUUCAUUUUUUCAACAAAAAAAGUAACAAAAACGCGCAUGUUUGCCCUAUUGACUAAUGUUUUUUUCUCCUACUGUCUCUCAAAUAUUCCGUCGUUGUCGUUGCGGAAGAGUGUGUAACCGACUAAACUAUUUUUUUUCUACAGUUUUAUGCUUCUUGGUGUGGACAUUGUCGAGAAUUCUACCCAGUGUACAAAAAUUUGGGAAAUGAUGUUUAUGGAUGGAGAAAUAUUGUGAAAAUUGCCGCUAUUAACUGUGCUGAUCCAGUGAAUUUGGAUGUUUGUAGAACUCAUGGAAUCUUUUUCUACCCAGUCAUUAAGGUUUGUAUUUAUCUUUAAUUGAAUAUCAUUUGAAAAUUUAAGUAUUUCCCACGUGCUGCGAUUGAUUCAACUGGAGGGCUCCCAAUUAGCGUGAAAAACAGUGUUAGUGAAAUGAGAGAGCAAUUGACAAAAGCGGUUAUGGAUGAUUAUGCACUUCAUAGAUAUCCAGAUUGGCCCGUUUUUGAUUUCCUUAAUGAGUUAGUUGUUUUCAAAUUUUUCUCCAAAAUCUAAAACUUGUUACAGUGUUGUUUCCUACAAUGAACUCUGGAAUACAACAGCUCUGUCAGCAAGUUAUAUCGCUCUUAUUUUUGAGCAAAGUCAAGCAUCAAUUACUGGAGCUCAAUUAUUAUUAGAUUUGAGCAGCAAUCGACAAACUCUUGUUGCUCGCCGUGCAUUGAAAUCUCAUCCACUUGUUGAUAAACUCAAACUUACUGAUUUCCCAACUUUUGCAAUUUUCAAAAAGGAAAGCAAAGAACCAGUAUUUGUUGCAGAGUAAGUUUUCUUUUCUAUAUUUUUGUUUGGAAAACCAGCAAUAAAUUUUAGGGUUCGACGAUUGCUUUUCCGCGAAAUCGAAACAUUUUUGGGUAAACCUUAUUAUCAUUUCACUGAUGUUAAUCGUAACAAUCAAAAGAAGAACUUCACUGAUUGUUUCAAAUUCCCUGAAUUGUGCAAGCCAAAUUAUUUUGUGUCAGAAGUUGAUUUGUUGAAAGCUUCAAGAUAUGCGCUUUUCAGAGAAACUGCUAGAAAAAGUAAGUGUUUUCAUUGUUAUUUUUAAAACAACAUAUGUUUAUGAAACAGAUAGUUAUUGAAUUCCAGUAAUUUGAAACUUGAAAAAGUAUUUUUAGAAAAUUUAUAAACUAUUAAAAAUGUGAUAGCGGCCUUUUUUGAAACAGUUUUUUUUGCAAAGGGUUUGAAAAAUAUCUCUCCCGUCAGGUUAAUUUUUGAAAUUUUCAUCAAUUUCUUCAGGUGCUCCGCUUCGCACCGCCAAUUUGUCUGCUCUCUAUGAGUUCACAUCACUUCUAGCUGAUAAUUUCCCAACAACCACAAUUGAUGGAGCUGAAAAUGAUGUAUGUUCUAGGAAUAAAAAUACAAAAUCCCCAAGCUCCUCACUUACCAUUUUUCCAGACCCUCGUCCACCUUGACAGAUCUUCUCGAGCUGUUCGAGUAUUCUCAAGACUUCGUGAUUUCCUCGCUGAUCAUGGAUUGGACAACGAAUUGAGUAUUGCUGAUUGGCAAAAAGCAUUCGUCGAUGCUGAAACUGAAGCUGGAAAUCCAUUCCCAUUGAACACCCCGUGGGAUCAUUGUGCUGGUUCUUCUCACGAAUUCCGUGGUUAUACAUGUGGUCUUUGGACAACGUUCCAUACAUUAACUGUGAAUGCAUAUAGAAAUUAUGUGACAAAUAUGACAAGUGGGUUUUUAUAUAAAACAUUUUUGAUGUUAUGUGGUUUUUUUUAGAUGUGACUCUUCCACUUCCACCAUUACAAGCAAUCCGAGAUUGGGUUGGAUCAUUCUUUGGUUGUGAUACUUGUAGAAAUCACUUUUUGAAAAUGACAACUGAUACUUUUAAGUUGGAAGCUAAUGUGAGUUUUAUAUUUUUAAAUAUUCAAAAGAAGACAUGUUUGUCUUUUGAAAAAAAUCAAAACUUCUGAAAAAAAUGUACAUAUGAAUUUAAAAUUCAAUAAGUUUUACAAAAAAAGUUCUGCAGGUCCGUGAUCCAGAAGAUGUUUUCAUGUAUCUCUGGAAAGCACACAAUCGUGUCAAUGCCCGACUUCACGGACAAAAAACAGAAGAUCCAAAAUUCCCCAAAUAUCAAUUCCCUCCAAAAUUCUUAUGCGAGGAUUGCAAUAAUAAAGGAGCUUUAAAUGAAACAGCCACUGAAGAAUUUUUAUUAGAUUAUUAUAGUCGAGUCAAACCAUUUCAUCAACCAACACCAGGACCCAUCUAA